AGAGUGUUGAAAGUGCGAGCGCGGAAGCUCCGGACGCGAGGGGCGGGGCGUGCGCGGGACAAAGGGAAGCGAGGCCGGAGCUGCGGGCGUUUUUUCUGCCCGCGGUGUCUCAGAUUCAUUCUUAAGGAACUGAGAACUUAAUCUUCCAAAAUGUCAAAAAGACCAUCUUAUGCCCCACCUCCCACCCCAGCUCCUGCAACACAAAUGCCCAGCACACCAGGGUUUGUGGGAUACAAUCCAUACAGUCAUCUCGCCUACAACAACUACAGGCUGGGAGGGAACCCGGGCACCAACAGCCGGGUCACGGCAUCCUCUGGUAUUACGAUUCCAAAACCCCCAAAGCCACCAGAUAAGCCACUGAUGCCCUACAUGCGGUACAGCAGAAAGGUCUGGGACCAAGUAAAGGCUUCCAACCCUGACCUAAAGUUGUGGGAGAUUGGCAAGAUUAUUGGUGGCAUGUGGCGAGAUCUCACUGAUGAAGAAAAACAAGAAUAUUUAAACGAAUACGAAGCAGAAAAGAUAGAGUACAAUGAAUCUAUGAAGGCCUAUCAUAAUUCCCCCGCGUACCUUGCUUACAUAAAUGCAAAAAGUCGUGCAGAAGCUGCUUUAGAGGAAGAAAGUCGACAGAGACAGUCUCGCAUGGAGAAAGGAGAGCCUUACAUGAGCAUUCAGCCUGCUGAAGAUCCAGAUGAUUAUGAUGAUGGCUUUUCAAUGAAGCAUACAGCUACCGCCCGUUUCCAGAGAAACCACCGCCUCAUCAGUGAAAUCCUUAGUGAGAGUGUGGUGCCAGACGUUCGGUCUGUUGUCACAACAGCUAGAAUGCAGGUCCUCAAACGACAGGUCCAGUCCUUAAUGGUUCAUCAGCGAAAACUAGAAGCUGAACUUCUUCAAAUAGAGGAGCGACACCAAGAAAAGAAGAGGAAAUUCCUGGAAAGCACAGAUUCAUUUAACAAUGAACUUAAAAGGUUGUGUGGUUUGAAAGUAGAAGUGGAUAUGGAAAAAAUUGCAGCUGAAAUUGCACAGGCCGAGGAACAGGCUCGCAAAAGGCAGGAGGAAAGGGAGAAAGAGGCAGCAGAGCAAGCUGAGCGCAGCCAGAGCAGUGUUGUUCCUGAGGAGGAGCCAGCAGCUAAUAAGACCGAAGAAAAGAAAGAAGACGAGAGCAUUCCGAUGGAGACAGAUUUGGAGCUUGAACACAUUUUGUGGUUAAAACAAGAGCUUGAGAAUUAGAGCAUGGUUCUUUGGCUCAUUUUGCAGCUAGAAUACUCAGCCUUGCCUCUGUUUGUCAUCUAUGAAUAGAUCAUGCCUAGGUCUUUACUCAGAUUUCAUCCUUCUAGCUGAAGAAAAAGAGCUGAAGAAAAUUGUUCUGAAGACUAUUAGAGCAAUAACAGAAAACAGCCCAGCGUGACUUGUAACGAAGUACUUCAAAUAUCAGCCUUAUACCAUUUCCAUACCUGCUUUCUCACUCAUUAAAUCCAAGCACUUCACAACAGCACUGUCCAAUAGAAAUGAAAUAUAAGUCACUUGUAAUUAUAAAUUUUCUACUACCGACAUUUUUUAAAUGAAAAUUUUUAAGUGAAAUUAAUUUUAAUAAGUCUUCAAAAUCCAGUGUGUAUUCUUAGGCUUAGAGCACAUCGAAAUUUGGAAGCUAAAUUUUCAGCAGAAAUACUUCAUCUGUAUUUAGAUUUCAAAAUUUACAGUUAAAAAGUAGAUUGUUUCCACAUCCCAAAUUGUUUUAAACAUGCUAAAAGUUCCUCAGUCACACUCGCUCAUAUCAAGCAAGUGCUUAGUAGCCAUAUGUGGUGAGUGGCUGCCUUAUCAUCGGAUGCUGCAGCUCUGGACUGUCAGCAUUAUUAGAAGAGGGAAUUUUUGUAUUGGAACUAACAGUGACAAAUGUGUGAUUACAGAGGAGACACACCUUGAAGAAACGACAGAAAGCCAACAGAAUGGUGAAGAAGGCACGUCUACUCCUGAGGACAAGGAGAGCGGGCAGGAGGGGGUGGACAGUCUGGCAGAGGAAGGGA
Messenger RNA from Kogia breviceps (pygmy sperm whale), 2021 nucleotides. NCBI's taxonomy places the organism in Eukaryota, Metazoa, Chordata, Mammalia, Artiodactyla, Physeteridae. The record is from RefSeq and is a predicted model, not a curated record.